AUGGGAAAAACAGUCAAGACCAGCGAAACGAAGGCAAUGCGCGCGGCAGGCGACGUUGUUGCUGGUGACCUGGUGUUUGGCUGUGAUGCAGGGCGACGGCGAGGUACUCACCAGAUAGGCGCGUUGUGUUGCGACGAAGACGCGGGUGCUGUGGUUUACAAAAAGCUUAAGGCAGCUUAUAAAAGCCAUGCCUUAUUCCUUUAUAAAAAGGAAUAUAAAAUUUAA
This is a messenger RNA of Trichoderma reesei QM6a, 225 nucleotides long. RefSeq lists its product as uncharacterized. Bases 1 to 225 code for a protein of 74 amino acids. The record is from RefSeq and is a predicted model, not a curated record. NCBI's taxonomy places the organism in Eukaryota, Fungi, Ascomycota, Sordariomycetes, Hypocreales, Hypocreaceae. The transcript is spliced from 6 exons.